GUGGACCUCAGUCUCUCCCAAUAUAAGUGGAGACUCAAGCAGCGAUACAGAGAUAUCAGAUCCUGCAUCAACUCCCACACUCGUAGUCACAGACGCUUCUAGUCCUAGCUAAUCGAGAGUCGAGAGUCGAGGCGUUUAAUCUUUCCAUUGGGAGAAGGAGAUGCCGGUCAGUCGGAUCGCAGUUGGAAGGCCCGAGGAGGCGACUCACCCCGACGCCCUGAAGGCCGCGUUGGCUGAGUUCUUCUCCACACUCAUCUUCGUCUUCGCCGGCGAGGGUUCCGGCAUGGCCUUCAACAAGCUCACCAGCAACGGCUCCGCCACUCCCGCCGGCCUCGUCGCCGCCGCGUUGUCUCACGCUUUCGCCCUUUUCGUCGCCGUCUCCGUCGGCGCCAACAUCUCCGGCGGCCACGUCAACCCUGCUGUCACCUUUGGCGCCUUCGUCGGCGGGAACAUUACUCUUUUCCGGGGCAUCCUCUACUGGAUCGCUCAGCUCCUUGGCUCCACCGUUGCAUGCCUUCUCCUCAAGUUCGCCACCGGUGGCCUGACUACCUCUGCUUUCUCAUUGUCAUCUGGGGUGACCGUGUGGAACGCGUUCGUGUUCGAGAUCGUGAUGACGUUCGGGCUUGUGUACACGGUGUACGCGACCGCAGUUGACCCGAAGAAGGGAAGCUUGGGCACGAUCGCCCCGAUCGCGAUCGGGUUCAUCGUGGGUGCCAACAUCCUGGCGGGUGGGGCAUUUGACGGAGCUUCAAUGAACCCGGCCGUAUCAUUCGGACCGGCCUUGGUGAGCUGGAGCUGGAAGAACCACUGGGUGUACUGGGUCGGGCCUCUGAUCGGAGGUGGGCUCGCUGGUAUUGUGUACGAGUUGUUUUUCAUCAACCACUCUCACGAGCAGUUGCCCGCCACCGACUACUAAAAGAAACGAGUAUGAUGAGAGCGGUUGUGUCGAGGGGUCUUCUUCCUUUUUAGUUUUUACUUUUGUGUGAAUUCAUGAUCAGAAUUUGUAAUCAAUCUUCCAUCAUCCACCGUCCGAUUUCCAAGGAAUGCUUUGGUGUGUAUCGGACUACCGGGUAGGGAGGGCUGUGCAACUAUGUAAUGUUGUUUUGGUUGUUUGAUUCCAUUGCAUGAUCAUCAGAAGUCUGAUACUCUCUUCAUCUUCUCA
Molecule: messenger RNA, 1162 nt
Organism: Nelumbo nucifera (sacred lotus)
Lineage: Eukaryota; Viridiplantae; Streptophyta; Magnoliopsida; Proteales; Nelumbonaceae
Product: aquaporin TIP1-1-like
Biological process (GO): water transport; transmembrane transport
Cellular component (GO): plant-type vacuole membrane
Molecular function (GO): water channel activity
Source: RefSeq, a predicted model, not a curated record